Molecule: messenger RNA, 1586 nt
Organism: Platichthys flesus (European flounder)
Lineage: Eukaryota; Metazoa; Chordata; Actinopteri; Pleuronectiformes; Pleuronectidae
Gene: fdx2
Product: ferredoxin 2
Exons: 5
Coding region: 15-605 (196 amino acids)
Biological process (GO): positive regulation of oxidoreductase activity; P450-containing electron transport chain
Cellular component (GO): mitochondrion
Molecular function (GO): 2 iron, 2 sulfur cluster binding
Source: RefSeq, a predicted model, not a curated record
ACCACAACAGAAACAUGGCUGCCGCAGCUGCAGUCCGGUCGAGCGUGGGUCUGACUUUGAGACUUACUCGAGUCAAACCGGACUGUAGCACAUGUCCUCUGUACCGGCUGAGUAGCGGGUUGACCGGCGGGGCGGGCCGGCAGAGGAGCGGCUCCUUCCCCAGCUGCAGGACCAUAAACCGACAUUUACAGACGAGCAUGGGUCUCCACCACAGUGAGGAGGGGGUCUCCAAUGCUGAGGACCCAGAGGAUGUGGUGAAUGUGGUGUAUAUAAAUCGAUCUGGACAGAGGAUCCCAGUUAGAGCCAAAGUGGGAGAUAAUGCUAUGUAUUUGGCUCACAAGCAUGGAAUCGAGCUGGAAGGAGCCUGCGAGGCAUCGUUAGCCUGCUCAACAUGUCACGUCUAUGUGAACGGUGACCAUUUCGACAAACUGCCAGAGCCUGAUGAGCGGGAGGACGACAUGCUGGACAUGGCGCCCAUGCUCCAGGAGAACUCCCGGCUCGGGUGCCAGAUAAUCCUCACUCCAGAGAUGGACGGUAUCGAGUUGACCUUGCCCAAAGUCACCAGGAACUUCUAUGUGGACGGCCAUGUUCCCAAACCUCACUGAGAAGAGGCCCAAAAGACGAAGAAGGGGGACUGGGAAAGAAAUGAGGGCGUCUCUGUGAGCUCGACACCACGUGUGCUGGUUGAGAGAGGGGGCGACGCACGGCCAAGAUAGUAACGUCCGUAGCAACUCCCAAGACGUCUUGCUGACUGACAAAUUCAACAGUUGACCAAUGACAUGACCGGCCUGCAGAUGAGAUCACAGUCAGAUACUGAUUCUCACUGAGGGUCAAACUAAUGGUUUGUUCAAAAAACAACUGGGAUGGUUUGACUGAUUAUGUAUUUAUUUAUGUGGAGCAUUCUCAAGCCCAAACUAGACAAUUCAAUCUAAACUGUUCUUUGAGAGGACUUUGACAUUUUAUGGUUGUCAUUGUUGAGCCAUUUUUUAACAAAGUAUUGUUAUGCCGUCAAAUGGAACAUUCCUUGUUACAGCUCAUAUACGCACAAGUAUCACAUGAUGUUCUCAGUUCAGCAUUUCACUUUUUUUGGUGCGUCAGAUAUUGUAUACAUGGCAUUUAUUCUCAUUUCUACGAGUCUGGUUCUUUAGUAGCUGUUUUUGUUUUUCUCCUGCAAGGACAAAAGCCAGAUACAGAGGAAGCAGCUGUAUAUUAUGAUAAAUGUAUCUGGAAACCCAAGGUUGGUGGGAGGGUGGACUCUUAAAUACACAAACCAGACUGUAGAAACUAAUUUUAUUCACUAUAAACAAGCAAAUCAUUCUUUGUGAGUUGUGUUUCUGAAGGUCAGAUGAAAGAUGCAUGUUGAAGCACUUCCUGUCAGGUGACAGUGUGGCUCGACGAGUUGACGUGGUUCAGGUUUGCUGUGAUCCUGGUUUGAAGCUGGUCGACACAAAAUCAGUUUACCUCAUCUCACCUUAACUUGUUCGUCUACUCUACUUAAAUCCAGCUCACAUUCAUGUCAGUGAACUGUGUGUAUUAUGUAUUAGAAAACAUUAAAAGUUGUGCAAUAAAAAUUGAUUUCAAAAGUA